GACGGGGGUUUGGGGCGGGGUAGGCACGACGGGGGUCUCGUCGUCGGAUUCACGAUGGCAGGCUCCCCAUCGUGGGCACGAUGGCGCCGUCGAGGUCACGACGAUGGCCCACGAUGGCGUCCAUCGUGGUCACGACGGGAGCCUCCCAUCGUGAUCUCGACAGUCCGCCUACCCCGCUUCGUUUUUUUUUUUUUUUUUAUUGUUGUAUUAUUUGUUUCAAAUACAUGAUUAUCUUUCUAAUUUGUUUUUAAUACAUUGAUUUUGUAGAUUAAUUGUGAUUGGAAAAGGCCUACAUUGAUCUACGUGACCCGUGGAGUUAAUCUUUAUAUGAGGACCGAUAUAUUGAAGGAGGUCAAGAAUGUUUUACUUGAUAAAGGCGGUCCGUUGGCUCUAGAGAGAUUUAAAGAAGGCGUAGUAGGACGGUUGAUUGAUAUCAAGAGAAACCAUAGUGCAAGUAAUGCUCUACAUCACUUGCUAGCUCGUCAAUUGAAAGGUAGCGAUAUACCAUGUGACGAGUCUUGGUUUCAAGUUGGUGGACAGACCAUUCGAUUUAGGCCGACGGAGUAUGCCCUUGUCACGGGACUUCACUUUGGCAACAGUGAUUUUGAUCCAUAUGCAAAACACAAGCCUCCACGGAAUGGUAUAUUCAAUCGAUUCUUCAAUGGUGUAUCCACGAAGGUGCAUGUGUUGCGCAAGAGAUUCAAUGAGAAGAGCCUUGGCAAGGAUGUGGAAGACUAUUUGAAGGCUGCCAAUCUUUUGGUGUACUAUCUAUUCCUCCUAUGUCGGGAUAAUCCAGUGAUCGAGGAUUGGGCAUGGACAUUAGUUGAGGAUUUUGAGCGUUGGGAUGCCUUUCCAUGGGGCUCAUACACGUAUGGCGCAUUGUCUUACUACAUAGACACUGUUGGGAUUGCCCCGGACCAAGCUGAAAAAGAUUACCACUUUUAUGGUCCGGUUUGGGCCUUACAAAUUUGGUCGUACGAGGCCGUUCCAGAUUUGGGAAGCCAAUGUGGCUUUCGAGAGCGCGAGGAGAUAUUGCCUCGUUGUUUGAGAUGGAGCACUCGACAGAUGAGGAAGAUUGAUUUUGCAACUUUUUUAGAGAAGCGGCGGCCGGUAUAUCCUGUGUUGGAAGCUACAUCUAGUGAGUUAGAUGAGUACUAUAUGAUGAGCUUCGACAAUGGGGAUAUGUUUGAUGUUCGUUUCGAGGCUCCUGUACGCGUUGCCUCAAGAUAUGAGACAACAUUGAAGGCGCCUGUACAGAAAGCACGACGCGGGACGAAGCGCCCCCGACAGAGCACUCCACUUCUCACUCCAACAGAGGGGGGAGAGAGAGCUAGAGUGUGUUGUGUGCACGGACGGCCUUGCCCAGACAACGAAGGGGGCACUGACAGGGGGCAUGAUAUCGAGGACAGAUUGAGGGCAGUUAUCGAUGAUAGAUUGAGGGCAGUUUUGACUGAUGAUUCUGAUACAGGCUUUCUUGCUGUAUUGAGAGCAGUUAUCGAUGACAGAUUGAGGGCAGUUUCCGGCCGGAGGCGUUCUAGGAGUCCUCCACUCUUCCGGGAAGAGGAUGUUAUCUCCCACCACUCUCAGAGUCGCUCCCGCCAGCCACAGCCUCAGCAUGUCGCUGCCGAUGAGGCCUUUUCUUUGCAGCCUCAGCACGUCCCCACCGAGGUCGGUACUUCUUUGCAGCCUCAGCAUGCCCCCACCGAGGAGGCUAUUGUUUUUCAGCCUCAGGACAUACCCAUCGAGGAGGUUACUGCUUUUCAGCCUCAGCACAUACCCACCGAGACCAGUGCUUCUUGGGAGCCUCAGCACGUCCCCAACGAGGCCGGUACUCCUUUGCAGCCCCAGCAUGCCCCCGCCGAUGAGGCUAUUGUUUUUCAGCCUCAGGACAUACCCAUCGAGGAGGUUACUGCUUUUCAGCCUCAGCACAUACCCACCGAGACCAGUGCUUCUUGGGAGCCUCAGCACGUCCCCAACGAGGCCGGUACUCCUUUGCAGCCCCAGCAUGCCCCCGCCGAUGAGGCUACUGCUUUGCAACAGUUUACCAACCUCUUCAAGUCUGUGGUACCUGUGUCGCACUCUCCUAUCAAGGGAGCCUCUUACCAGACCUAUAUCCCAUAUGAUAAGGUUUGUACCUUACAUUCUCCUGACAAGGCCAAGAAAGCGUCUAAGCCACAUGAUAAGGUACAAACAUCUGAGCCUAGUGUUGAUUUGGAUGAUCUCGAGGAGUUUGGGGAGGAUGAGGAUGAGGACACGGGCGAUAAGAGUUUGGGGCCUCGAGAGCGUAGACCGUCUGCUGCUAUUCGGACUCCUUUUAAGGGUCAAAGUCCGUCUACUGCUGAGGUAUUGAGGACUCAGUACAGAAAAUUCAGAAUUAGUGGACCUAAUUCCAUUGCAGUUGUGACUGCGACAGAAGCUCCUUUAAAUCAAGAGUUCUUCGAUGAUCUUGAGAAUACUGACAUGGACUUCACCCAAGAUGUCAUAGACCAAUACGUGCUUUUUAUUCGGACACGUCUUGGGAUAGCCAAAGAAAAAAACAUGUCUACUACUUUAGUCAUCGGCACUGAUUUUUAUGUUGUAUUGCAUGCCGAGCUUACCCGACUGCAUCCAAAGGAUCCCAAUUUUAAGAAGGUGAAGGGAAAGCCAACAUAUCCCAAAUGGACUUUACCUGAAGGACUCGAACGCUUGGUUAAAGGGCUAGAUACGACAAAUUCAACUCCGUGGUGGAAUGUAGAUUUUAUUGUUGCAAUUUGUCUUGUGGGCAAAAAUCACUGGGUCACUGUGCGAAUUCGACUUGUUGAUUGGAAGGUCGAGUUGUAUGACUCAUUGUCACACCUGUUUGAUGAAGGCAAGGCUUCUGUGCGCGACGAUGAGAUGAAGCCCAUUACUCGUCUCAUGCCUCGUCUAUUAGAGCUCUCCGGUUAUUGGGAGAACACAACUCGGAUAAAGAGAGAAGACGAGAUGGAGCUUCGUAAGAUGCCGAGUAGUGCCCAGUUCGCCCAGGUCGACAACCACAGUUGCGGCCCUUUCGCUUGCAUGUAUCUUGAUCGUUUAGUUGCCACUCCUGACAAAAAGCUGAGACAUUCGGAACAAAUCAACGAAAAAUAUAUCAAGAAGUAUAGGUGGAUUGUAGGAUCUAGAAUAUUUUGUCUCACUCAAAUUUGA
Molecule: messenger RNA, 3165 nt
Organism: Salvia miltiorrhiza (redroot sage)
Lineage: Eukaryota; Viridiplantae; Streptophyta; Magnoliopsida; Lamiales; Lamiaceae
Exons: 5
Coding region: 328-3165 (945 amino acids)
Biological process (GO): proteolysis
Molecular function (GO): cysteine-type peptidase activity
Source: RefSeq, a predicted model, not a curated record